Megachile rotundata (alfalfa leafcutting bee) is the source of this 2575-nucleotide messenger RNA. Its product is annotated as E3 ubiquitin-protein ligase MARCHF5. The record is from RefSeq and is a predicted model, not a curated record. Gene Ontology annotation, molecular function: zinc ion binding. NCBI's taxonomy places the organism in Eukaryota, Metazoa, Arthropoda, Insecta, Hymenoptera, Megachilidae.
UUUUAAUCAUUACUAAUAAUAAUAAUAAAAGAAAAAAGUAAUAAAUGUAUUUUUAAAGUGUUACAAAAAUUGUAAAUUUUUUAAAAUAAUUGUGUUUUUUGACAUGAUAUCCUAAAAAACUAUGCGUGGGUACAUGAUUUCGUCCUAAAUGUGUAACAAUGAAUUGUUUAUGAAUACUAUUUCAGGCGUAACGUAGUGAUGAAAUACUAAAGGCCCUGUUUUUAUAAAACAAAAUGUCGGAUAACAAUUUACCACAUAUUUCAUAUGGACGUGAUCCUCCUGGUAGUAUUGUACGCAUAGAAUCUGAGAUCAGAUCUAAUAUUAGUCGUAUUUCAACUAUAGAAGAGACCUUAAGAAGACUUGGUACAAAUCUAAGGCCAGAAUGGCAGAUUAAUGAAUCAAAUAAUGAGGUGCAUGAUGUUCAAGCUGUAAUAGUUGCACCUAAUGAGGAACCUUCAGCAAUGACAUUAUCUAAGUCUAUGGAGAAUGCACAACAAAGUGAUGUAACUGAUGGUGCAUCUUCACCAAAUCAACCAGAAAUUAAUGCAUCAACAGUAAAUUCAGAGGAUGAUAAAAGAUAUUGUUGGGUGUGUUUUGCCACGGAUGAAGAUGAUGCAACAGCUUCAUGGGUAAAACCAUGUCAUUGUCGUGGUACUACAAAAUGGGUUCAUCAGGGAUGUAUACAAAGAUGGGUUGAUGAAAAACAAAAAGGACGUGCAGGUGCACAUGUAGCAUGUCCACAAUGUAACACAGAAUAUAUUAUUGUAUAUCCAAAUAUGGGGCCGUUAGUUGUAGUACUAGAUACAAUUGAUGGAAUAAUUUUUCGAAUCUGCCCUUUUAUGGCAGCUACCAUAGUUUCUGCAUCUAUAUAUUGGACUGCUGUAACAUAUGGAGCUGUAACUGUUAUGCAAGUAGUUGGUCCUAAAGAUGGCCUAGCUAUAUUGGAACAAGGUGAUCCUUGGGUGUUGUUAGUUGGUUUACCAACUAUUCCAAUACUGUUAGUAUUGGGUAAAAUGCUGAGAUGGGAAGAUCAGGCACUUCUUCUUCUGAGGCGACAUGCAUGUAAAGUUCCUAUUUUAAGGCAUUUUUUACCCAGCAGUGAUGACAGAGCACAAUCUGAAGAAGUUCCACCUAUGAGUGACCCAGUAUCUGCAACACGUAUUCUUUGUGGUGCACUCCUACUACCAAGUAUUGCCAGCAUAUGCGGUAAAAUAUUUUUUGAAAGUAUACACUCCAAUUUUCAAAGGACAUUGCUUGGAGGUAUAGCAUUUAUAACAAUAAAAGGUGCAUUCAAAAUUUAUUAUAAACAACAGCAAUAUGUAAGACAAUGCCAACGUCGGAUACUGGAUUAUACAGAGAAUAAUGUUACACUGUAUAGAAGACAACAGAAUUCUGAGACUCAGACAAGUUAAAUGCAUAUAAACCAUCCUUCGAGAAGAUAUUAUCAAAGGACAGUAUAUCGUUUCAGAUUUAGUGUUAUUAAACUUAUUAGAAUACUUCUAUCAUAAAUACGAAUUUUCAAUAUACCAUCUACUUUUAACAAUAUAAGCGUGGGUACUAUAAUCAGGUUUAAAGGAUACGUAAUUUAUGUGUUUUCCAUAUGUAUAUACAUGGAACAUUGUCAUUAUAUAUAUAAAUUCAAUAAUAAAUUAUGCUCAAUGUGAAACAUUUAAGUAAAAAGCAUUGUACAUCUUAAAUGUACUAACUGAAUAACAAUAAUGUCCAUAAAUCCUUACUUAAAUAGUAAUUAAGUAUUGUGUAAAAAUGAUAUUUCUUUACCAUGCUUUAAAUUUAUCUGUUUCAAAUUUAAUAUAUCUAUAACGGAAGGAUUAUAUUUAUUAUAAUAAAAUUACAAAUUUCUAAUGCUUUGGAAAAUAAGUAGAAGUGUCUUUUGUAGUAAUUAUUCAUAUUUUAACUUCUUGUAAAUUGGAAUAUGAUGUUUAUAAAAAUUUAUUUCUGUCAUUGGUAAGUCUUGGAAUAAAUAUUAAAUGUAUACAGGGUAUCUACAGUUUAAAGGUAAAAACUUCGAUAGUGUGUAAAAGGAACUGGCAAACUAAAAAAAAGUCGUUUGAUUACUUCAUUUUGCAGAAAAUUUCAAAAAUUAAUGUUAGAAUUUAUUCCGGUAAUAUUUUGUAUAUUACAGUUGCGAUGCAGUCUCAGUUGCUCUCUUGAAUUCGACGCGGAGGAAUGGUAUUUUAACCAUUCUGGUCACAAUGCGAGAAACUUUGAAAGAAAAAAUUUAAUCGGUCACAAUUAGUGGCGGUGACAGAAAAUGUUAUAUACAUUGGGAUGCUAUACAGAAAAAAGAUAAAUAAAAACUCAACAUUUAUUAACACAUAAGCAAUGUUUUAAUAAAUAAAUUUACUUAUAGAAAAGAUAAUUUUUUAGAACAAAUUAUUUUUAUUUAAAGACAAAAUCCAUCCUUCUUUGAUUGUCCUGAUAAAAUAUUUCAAUAAUUUUGGGUUAAAAGACAAAAUAAAAAAAUAUUAAUAUUUAGAUGCAAUUAAGAAGUGAUUAAGUGUGAUAUGUAAUAUCUGCAUUGUUGCAAAAAUUAACAUUUUAAAUAAGUGUAAAA